AUGACACGCACCGCAGCCAAGACGGCAGCAGCGGCGUCUGCGGCAGCAAAUGCUCACUCCGGGGUUCUGAAUCUGGAUGAUGCAAAUGGAUCUAGCUUGGGGUUUGUGGAGACUAUUCAGGAGGAAAUGGUUGAUCUGAGGUCUCGUGUUGGUGGCGUAGAGAUGCAACUCUCACAAGUGCUGGAGCAACUGGGUUCGAUGCAGUCCAUCCUGAUGAAAUUACCCCAAGUCCAUAGCAUGUCUGCUGGUCCAGUCCUCACCAAACCAACGGAAAUGGACAAAUCAAGUGGAGGAGAGAUGGAUGAGAGGUCUGGAAAACUUCAUGUGGAAGGUAACACUGAUAUGUUGGGGGGUCAUGUUUCUUCUAGCUUUAAUUCUGCAUAUGGAAUGGUAUUUAAUGAGGUUCCAGUUAGACCAGUUCAUCUUGCUCAGGAUUCUGAGGGUAUGCAUAACCAAUCUGAAAAUGUCUUUGAAAAAACCCAACCCAUGAAACCCCACCCUUUUGCUUCUCGAUUCCAUACCAACACCACAUAUGUUCCUCCUCAUGAGAGAAUGCUUGAUUCUAGGAAGCAUCACAUUCAUUAUGUUCAGGAUAAAUGGUCUUCUAAAGUGACUGAACCAUCUUUCAGUUUGUCCAUCUCUAGACCCAAGUUAGAGUUUCCAUCCUUCCAUGGUGAUAACCCUAGUGGUUGGACACGUCAAUGUGAGAAAUAUUUUGAUCUAGCAUCAGUUCCCCAAGACAUGUGGGUUUCUAUGGCUACUUUACAUUGUGCUGGGAGGGCUGAAAAUUGGUGGUCUGGCUUGAGGAUAUCAUCUAAACAGAUCAAGUGGUUCCAAUUUUGUCAAAUGGUCUGUAAUAGAUUUUCUGAACAUAGCAUGUAUGAUGUGGUUGAGAUGUUGCAUUCACUCACCCAAGAUAAUUCUAUCUCCAACUAUAUUGAUAAGUUUGAGGAGUUAAUGGCAUCUAUGCAAAGACAGCACCCAGCAUUACAAGAAGAAUAUUAUGUCAGAUGUUUUGUCAAAGGGCUCAAGGAGCAAAUUAAACACUAUUUGAAGCCCCAUAAACCAUAUACCCUGGAUGAAGCUUAUUGGAUUGCAAAGGAUCUCGAGAAGGCAGUUCUGAGCAGGAAACAAGUUGCUUAUGUAUCUUCUGCACACAAGAGCUCUUUUAUCCCCAACAAUGUCUCUCAGAAGCCUACUCAGCAGAGUACUCAGAAUCCUAAAGUGGAUCUUCAACUGAAACCUGACAAGCUUGCUCCUAUUUCUGUAAAACCAAAGGAACCUAGUACUUGUUGGAAAUGUGCAGCUCCUUGGACUCCUAGACACAAGCAGAAAUGCAAAUUUUAUCAGCCUUCUGCUCAUGCUAUUAGUCUGGAACCUGAAGAGAUACUGUGUCAGGAUGAAGAGAUGGACCCUCAGAGAGAGGAAACUGAGUGUGCCUUACAAACUGAACCAGUCCUCAUGCAUAUAUCUCAGCAAGCUUUACAAGGUACUACUAAUAAUGCUACUUUUUGCUUACCUGUGAUUUUGGGAGGAAAAAGAGGUAUGGCAUUAGUGGAUAGUGGUAGCACACAUAGCUUUAUGGAUGUUACUUUUGCUUCAAAGGCUAGAUGUUCUAUACAACACACUGCCAUACAAUCUGUGAAAGUGGCAGGUGGUGGUGAAUUACACACUGGAGGUUAUGUUCAGUCUUAUGCAUAUCAUAUUUACAAGGAAAAAUUUCACAACCCUUUCCAACUUCUGGAUUUGAAAAGUCAUGACCUGAUAUUGGGCUGUGACUGGAUAUUUUUACACAGUCCCAUUGCAAUUGAUUUGAAGGAACACUGA
Molecule: messenger RNA, 1827 nt
Organism: Phragmites australis (common reed)
Lineage: Eukaryota; Viridiplantae; Streptophyta; Magnoliopsida; Poales; Poaceae
Exons: 1
Coding region: 1-1827 (608 amino acids)
Source: RefSeq, a predicted model, not a curated record